This is a messenger RNA of Ziziphus jujuba (common jujube), 3157 nucleotides long. RefSeq names its product E3 ubiquitin-protein ligase WAV3. The transcript has 2 exons. The record is from RefSeq and is a predicted model, not a curated record. NCBI's taxonomy places the organism in Eukaryota, Viridiplantae, Streptophyta, Magnoliopsida, Rosales, Rhamnaceae. The coding region runs from base 793 to 2736 and encodes 647 amino acids.
GUUUCGAUGGAUAAGAUUUUUAUGGGGUUCGAAUUCAUUUUUGUUUCUACGAAUUUGGAUGCAUAUUUUUUUAGCUUUAAUUUUACUGUCAAAUUUUCCUUUUGUCGUUUUUUAGAAUAUGGGUUUUGUUCAUUUGGUGAAUAUCCACGGUAGAUUCUGAGUUUAGGUGAUAAGGUUGAUUGAUUUAAUAAAUAUUUUAAGUUAAUAAGGUAUGCUGAACUUGUUGGUUGAGAGUCUCUGUUUGUUGUGGGGCAUAUGUUAAUGGUGGGAGGGAGAGAGGAGUCGAUAAUGAGGAGUAAAUGAUGUACGAGAUGGUUUGUGAAGAUGGGUAUUGGUUGUGAAGUUGUUUUCAACCAAAGGCCUCUGCGAGAGGAAGAGAUAAAGUGGACUAGUCCCUUCGGGACCAUGGUCCUUUGGUUUAUUAGAAAAAGGAAUACACUGUACCUUUCCUUUUCAUCGUCCCUUAAGGAAAAAGUGCUUUGUCUGGUCAGCAUAGCUUCACUGUUCAAGGCCCCCCCCCUCUCUCUCUCUCACCUUUUGAUGGUAAUUUUAGGAAAAGACUGUGGACCGUUGAUUACGAUCUUUCCUUCAAUGGGCUUAGCCAAAGAAUAAAUAAAUAAAAAGAGGAAAUUGGGACAAGUAAAUAAGAAAUGCAAGCCAUAGAGCAGAUUCAUUGCUUACCCAUCUUUUGAUGAGCUUUUAUUUCUUUUCUUAUUGUUUUGAAAGCUUCAUCAUUAGUUGGAGAGAUGCUUGAUUUAUUCUUGCUUUUAAAAAAAGUCUACCCCUCGAUUGAUGAGGACCUGCGCGAUAUGCCUUAACACCAUGAAACCUGGGCAUGGGCAUGCCAUUUUCACUGCAGAAUGCUCCCAUUCAUUCCACUUCCACUGCAUUACCUCUAAUGUGAAACAUGGAAAUCAAAUUUGCCCAGUUUGCAGAGCAAAAUGGAAAGAGAUUCCCUUUCAGAGCGUUGCUUCUAAUCUUCCCCAUGGAGUGUCAAGAAUCAAUUCAGUUGGAUGGCCCCAGGAUGAUGCAUGGAUGACUGUCUUACGACGGCUUCCUUCCUCACAUAUGGAUGCGAGUCGGCAGAUUGCAUCACUCUUUCAUGCCCCUGAACCUGCUAUCUAUGAUGAUGAUGAAGUAUUGGAGCAGCAACCCGAGAUUCGUGAGAAAAGUACACCUAUUGCAGAUGCUGCUGAUAAUGAUUGUACUGGAACGCUAGAAGUCAAAACAUACCCUGAAGUUUCAGCUGUUCCAAGGUCAUCUUUCCAUAAUAAUUUCGCUGUAUUAAUCCACCUCAAGGCUCCUCAUAUAAGUGACAGACAGAAUGGCAGCAGAAAUCAUACCAUAUUGCCGCGGAUAUCUCAGAAUUCCCGUGCUUCAGUUGACCUUGUUACAGUGCUUGAUGUUAGUGGUAGCAUGGCAGGCACCAAGCUUGCUUUGUUAAAGCGAGCUAUGAGUUUUGUGGUACAGAAUCUUGGUCCCUCUGAUCGUCUUUCUGUCAUCGCCUUCUCCUCCACAGCCCGCCGUCUUUUUCCUCUUCGUCGGAUGACUGAGAUUGGAAGGCAGCAGGCAUUGCAGUCUGUUAACUCUCUUAUUUCGAAUGGUGGAACCAACAUUGCUGAAGGCUUAAGAAAAGGUGCCAAGGUGUUAAUAGACCGUAAGUGGAAGAACCCAGUUGGUAGUAUCAUACUGCUUUCAGAUGGCCAGGAUACAUAUACCAUCAAUAGUCCUGGUGGAAACCAUCCCCGACCAGAUUACCAGUCACUUCUUCCAAUCUCAAUUCAUCGAAAUAAUGGUGCAAGCUUGCAGAUUCCAGUUCAUGCAUUUGGAUUUGGUGCAGACCAUGAUGCAUCAUCAAUGCACUCUAUUUCAGAGAAUUCUGGCGGAACGUUUUCUUUCAUCGAAGCUGAGAGUGUCAUACAGGAUGCAUUUGCACAGUGUAUUGGGGGGCUUUUAAGUGUGGUAGUGCAGGAGCUCCAGAUCAAAAUUGAGUGUGUUCACCCAAGUUUGCAGCUAGGUUUAAUAAAAGCAGGAAGCUAUCCAACAAGCAUGACGGCUGAUGCAAGAAUGGGUUCUAUCAGUGUUGGAGACUUGUAUGCGGAAGAAGAAAGGGAUUUUCUGGCGACAGUCAAUGUUCCAGUUGAUGCAUCCAGAACUGAGACCUCACUGCUAAAGGUUAGAUGUAUUUACAGAGAUCCUAUCACCAAAGAAAUGAUGACUCCGGAAGAAGCUAAUGAAGUAACGAUCCAAAGGCCCGAAACAACCAGACAAGUAGUGGUUUCAACAGAAGUAGACAGGCAAAGAAAUAGGCUUCAUGCAGCAGAGGCAAUGGCGGAAGCUAGAGCUGCAGCUGAAAAUGGCAAUUUGGCAGGUGCAGUCUGUGUCUUAGAGAGCUGUCGUAAGGCUUUGUCUGAAACUGUCUCUGCACAGUCAGGUGAUCGAUUAUGUGCUGCACUUUGUGCUGAGUUGAAGGAGAUGCAAGAAAGGAUGGCAAACCGGCGUGUAUAUGAAGAAUCUGGAAGGGCUUACGUUUUAUCAGGAUUGAGCUCACACUCAUGGCAGAGAGCAACUGCACGAGGUGAUUCAACAGAUAGUACAAGUCGUGUGCAAUCUUAUCAAACUCCGUCCAUGGUAGACAUGGUGACAAGGUCGCAGACCAUGGUUAUGGGGAAUGCACCUCGGCAAAGAAACCUCCAGCCUGCUCAAUCAUUUCCAGCUCGAGGACAGCCACGGUAAUCAUCAAAAAAGUUACUUUUCAACAUUCUUGUUGCCCUAUUCUUGUUUUCUUUAUCAGUGGACUACUUUGUUUCUUUUUAUUAGAUUUUCUUUAUUUUUGUUUUGGGAAGUGGGGGAUAACUGAGGUUAUAAAGGAGUUUUGGUGUUUUCACUUGUUGGGGGUAUAUUUCCUUGUUAUGAUAUGUAAAUGAAUAAGAAUUGGGAAAAGGUGGGAUGAUAGGGCUGAUAAAAAUUGUGAAAAGGAAGAGAUGGGAGUUAACGUUUACAAGGUGUGAUUUUGGGUGAUGUACAUAAAUAGGGGUUCUUUUCUUUUGAUUUUUUUCCUUUGAGAAGAGGGGGUAUAGCAAUGUAAUUGUGGAGAUACUUAAAGGUGAAUUGUUCACUUGAAUGAUGGUAUAUUUACUCCUGAUUCUUUUCACUA